AUGGAUCCAUUCACAGCAAUCGGGCUAGCCAGCAACAUCCUGCAGUUCGUCGAGUUCGGUACGAAGCUCGUCACCAAGGCUAAAGAUGUCCACGUUUCUGGCACCGGCAUGGCAGCCGAAGACGAGAGCCUAGCCCACGCCACUCAUGCUCUGGAGCAUCUGGCAGUACAGUUGAUCGAGUCGACUAAUGCAAAGAGCACGAGUCACGAGGAAGAUAUGCCGCGAAAGACUAGUCUAGACUGCAAAGCUUUGGCUGAUGAAUUGCUGGCUUUGCUCAAGGAGUUGCAAGCCCAUGACCCAAACUCUAAGCGGCAGAGCGUCCGGGUUGCUUGGAAAAGCACCUGGAAGGCCAAGGAGAAGGCUGCACUUGAAGAGAGGCUCUCACGAUGCGGGCGGUUGUUGGAAUAA
Messenger RNA from Anthostomella pinea, 408 nucleotides. The record is from the annotation of a GenBank genome assembly. NCBI's taxonomy places the organism in Eukaryota, Fungi, Ascomycota, Sordariomycetes, Xylariales, Xylariaceae.